This is a messenger RNA of Cicer arietinum (chickpea), 645 nucleotides long. The record is from RefSeq and is a predicted model, not a curated record. NCBI's taxonomy places the organism in Eukaryota, Viridiplantae, Streptophyta, Magnoliopsida, Fabales, Fabaceae.
AAAUCUUGCUCCCUUACUCCACCACCAACCAACAAGUAAGAACAAGCUUGCAUAGCUAACAAUUAGUUAUAUUUUGAGCUAGCAAAUACUACAAGUAACUAUCACUUCACAAAAACCAUAACCUUUUCAACUCAUUUAGCAAAGUUAUAAGAAAUUAAGUUACUAAAAAUGAGUUAUGUAAAGGCAUGCACCCUUUUGAAUUUGAUGACAAUUGUUAUGAUCUGUUUGGCAAUUUUAAUGAGUGAAAGUGAAAGUAAGGUGGAGGCAAGCAGGGUAUUAAGGAAUUCUCAAGAGUUUGUAUAUUCAAAAGCUAAUCACAUCGAAACACAUACCUCAUCAGCUUAUGAUCAUGCCAAGAACACAAUGUCCUUUUGGCUGCAGCGUUUGCCUUCUGGACCAAGUCCUAAAGGUCCUGGUCAUUGAUAUAUAUCCAUUAUUAAUAUAGCUAGAUUACUCAAUUAUUUUAUCUCUUUCUCCCUUUCUUUGAUUUUCUUUAGGCUUGAUACAUAGAUAUAGAUACCAAUAUAUAUAUAAUCAGUGGAUCUAUGUAUUUGAAAUAUAAUAUUCUUUCAUUUAUAUACAUUUUGUUUCAUAAGUCUUAUAAAUUGUAAAACUAUAUCAAUUUACUUCCACGUAUUGCCAAUA